AUGGAGGCUAGGAGCCGCAGCGCUGAGGAGCUGAGACGAGCCGAGUUGGUGGAAAUUAUCGUGGAGACCGAGGCGCAGACGGGGGUCAGCGGCAUCAACGUAGCGGGCGGCGGCAAAGAAGGAAUUUUCGUCCGCGAGCUGCGCGAGGAUUCACCUGCAGCCAGGAGUCACAGCUUGCAGGAAGGGGACCAGCUGUUGAGUGCCCGCGUGUUCUUUGAGAACUUCAAGUACGAGGACGCGCUUCGCCUGCUGCAAUGCGCCGAGCCUUACAAGGUCUCCUUCUGCCUGAAGCGCACGGUGCCCACGGGGGACCUGGCGCUGCGGCCCGGGACGGUGUCUGGCUACGAGAUGAAGGGCCCGCGGGCCAAAGUGGCCAAGCUGAACAUCCAGCAUCUGUCCCCUGUGAAGAAGAAGAAGAUGGUGCCAGGGCCCCUGGGGACCCCUGCAGAUUUGGCCCCUGUUGACGUCGAGUUCUCCCUUCCCAAGUUCUCCCGACUGCGUCGGGGUCUCAAAGCCGAGGCUGCCAAGGGGCCUGUCCCAGCUGCCCCUGCCCGUCGACGUCUCCAGCUGCCUCGGCUACGUGUCCGAGAAGUGGCCGAAGAGGCCCAGGUAGCACGAAUGGCUGCUGCUGCUCCUCCCCCAAGGAAGGCCAAGGCAGAGGCUGAUGUAGCCACAGGAGCUGGGUUCACAGCCCCUCAGCUAGAGCUAGUUGGGCCUCGGCUGCCAAGUGCUGAGGUGGGUGUCCCUCAGGUGUCAGCUCCCAAGGGGACCCCAUCAACAGAGGCAGCCAGUGGCUUUGCCCUCCAUCUGCCGACCCUUGGGCUUGGAGCCCCAGCUGCACCAGCUGUGGAGCCCCCAGCCAUAGGAAUCCAGGUCCCACAAGUGGAGCUCCCCACCCUCCCCUCUCUUCCCACACUUCCAUGUCUGGACACCCAGGAAGGGGCUGCAGUGAUAAAAGUCCCCACCCUGGAUGUGGCAGCACCUUCUGUGGGAGUGGACCUGGCUUUGCCAGGUACAGAGGUGGAGGCCCCAGGAGAGGUACCUGAGGUGGCCCUGAAGAUGCCCCGCCUCAGUUUCCCCCGCUUUGGGGUUCGAGGGAAGGAAGCUACUGAAGUCAAGGUGGUCAAAGGCAGCCCUGAGGCCAAAGCGAAGGGUCCCAGACUUCGAAUGCCCACCUUUGGGCUUUCUCUCCUGGAGCCCCGGCCCUCUGGUCCUGAAGCUGGAGCUGAGAGCAAGCUGAAGCUCCCUACCCUCAAGAUGCCCUCCUUUGGCAUUGGCGCAGCUGGGCCUGAUGUCAAGGCCCCCAAAGGGCCGGAAGUGAAGCUCCCUAAGGUUCCUGAUGUCAAACUCCCGAAAGUGCCUGAGGCAGUCAUUCCAGAUGUGCGACUCCCCGAGGUACAACUGCCCAAAAUGUCAGAGGUGAAACUUCCAAAGAUCCCUGAGAUGGCCGUACCUGAUGUUCACCUUCCGGAAGUGCAGCUGCCCAAAGUCCCUGAGAUGAAGCUCCCGAAGGUGCCUGAGAUGGCUGUACCUGACGUACACCUCCCAGAUGUACAGCUCCCAAAAGUUCCAGAAAUGAAACUCCCAGAGAUGAAACUCCCGAAGGUGCCCGAGAUGGCCGUGCCCGAUGUUCGACUUCCAGAAGUUCAGCUGCCCAAAGUAUCGGAGAUGAAGCUUCCUAAGAUGCCCGAGGUGGCCGUGCCCGAUGUUCGGCUCCCAGAAGUUCAGCUGCCCAAAGUGUCGGAGAUGAAGCUCCCUAAGAUGCCCGAGCUGCCCAAAGUGUCGGAGAUGAAGCUUCCUAAGAUGCCCGAGGUGGCCGUGCCCGACGUUCGGCUCCCGGAAGUUCAGCUGCCCAAAGUGUCAGAGAUCAAAGUGCCUGACGUGAAACUUUCUGAAAUGAAGCUUCCAGAAAUAAAACUGCCCAAAGUGCCCGAGAUGGCAGUGCCCGACGUCCACCUCCCAGAGCUGCAGCUUCCUAAAGUAUCAGACAUGCGACUGCCUGAAAUUCAAGUGCCACAAGUCCCAGAGGUGCAUCUUCCUAAGGUGCCAGAGAUGAAGUUGUCCACAGUUUCUGAGGUGCAGAGAAAAGCCGUAGGCGUGGAGCAGGCAGAAGGGACUGAAUUUAGUUUCAAGUUGCCGAAGGUGACCUUGCCCAAGUUAGGGAAGGUGGGCAAGCCCAGUGAGGCAGGUAUUGAGCUUCCAGGUAAACUCAUGACACUUCCCUGUCUGCAGCCGGAGGUGGGCAGUGAGGUGACUCGCGUUAGUGUCCCCUCCCUCUCUCUGCCUUCUGUGGAGCUUGACUUGCCUGGGGCCUUGGGCCUGGAAGAACGCGUCCAAGAAGCCCCCUUGGUCAAAGUGGAGAAGCCAGAGGGCCCCAGGGUGGCAGCAGGUGUUGGAGAGGUGGGCUUCCGGGUGCCCUCUGUGGAGAUUGUAACGCCACAGUUGCCCACGGCUGAAGUUGAGAAAGAGCAGCUAGAGAUGGUAGAAUUGAAAGUCAAACCCACUUCCAAGUUCUCGCUGACCAAAUUUGGACUUUCGGGACCCAAAGCGGUCAAGGCUGAGGUGGAGGGGCCUGGACGAGCCACCAAGCUGAAGGUCUCCAAGUUUGCCAUCUCACUCCCCAAAGCUCGAACUGGGACGGAAGCUGAAGCGAAGGGAGCUGGGGAAGCAGGGAUGCUGCCUGCCCUGGACCUGUCCAUCCCACAGCUCAGCCUGGAUGCUCAUCUGCCCUCAGGCAAAGCGGAGGUAGCAGGGGUUGAGAGCAAGCCCAAGGGGCCCAGGUUUGCACUGCCCAAGUUUGGGGUGAAGGGCCGGGACUCGGAAGCUGAAGUACUAGUGGCAGGGGAAGCUGAGCUUGAGGGAAAAGGCUGGGGCUGGGAUGGGAAGGUGAAGAUGCCAAAGCUUAAGAUGCCCUCUUUUGGACUGUCCCGAGGGAAGGAAGUAGAAGUUGAGGAUGGAUGUGUUAGCCCUAGCGAAAAACUGGAGGCCAUAGCUGGUCAGCUUAAGAUUCCUGAGGUAGAACUGGUCACACCAGGAACUCAGGAGGUAGAAGCUGGCACCAGUGGAGUGAAGCCAUCAGGUCCGAAGGUGUCCACCACUGGGCAGGCGGUGGCAGAGGGCCAAGAGGGAGUGCUAAGGGUGCCCACCCUGGGCAUCUCACUGCCCCAGGUAGAACUGACCAGCUUUCGCGAGGCAGGAACUGAAAUUGCAGCUUCAUCUGCAGAGGGCACAGCAGGCUCUAGGGUCCAGGUGCCCCAGGUGAUGCUGGAUCUGCCUGGAACCCAGGUGGCAGAGGGUGAUCUCUUAGUAGGUGAGGGCAUCUUCAAGAUGCCCACAGUCACAGUGCCCCAGCUAGAGCUGGAUGUCGGGCUGAGCCAUGAAGCCCAGGCUGGUGAAGCAGCCAAGAGUGAGGGUGGCUUGAAGCUGAAGCUGCCCACCCUGGGUGCAGGAGGCAAAGGAGAGGGUACUGAGCACGAGGACCCCAGGGCGCAGCGCACCUUCCAGCUUCCUGAUGUGGAACUCACUUCCCCAGUCAGUAGCCAUGCUGAGUACCAAGUGGUUGAGGGCGAUGGGGAUGCUGGACACAAACUCAAGGUUCGGCUGCCCCUGUUUGGUCUGGUGAGGGCUAAGGAAGGAGUGGAAGGCGGAGAAAAGGCCAAGAGUCCAAAGCUCAGGCUGCCCAGAGUGGGCUUCAGCCAAAGUGAGGCGGUCUCUGGAGAAGGCUCUCCAAGCCCUGAGGAGGAGGAAGAGGGCGGUGGGGAAGGAGCUUCUGGUCGCCGGGGUCGGGUCAGGGUCCGAUUGCCUCGUGUAGGCUUGGCUUCCCCUUCCAAAGUCUCUAAGGGACAAGAGGGUGAAACAACUUCCAAGUCCCCAGUUGGGGAGAAGUCACCCAAAUUCCGCUUUCCCAGGGUGUCCCUAAGCCCCAAGGCCCGGAGUGGGAGUAGGGACCGGGAAGAAGGUGGAUUCAGGGUCCGACUGCCCAGUGUGGGGUUUUCAGAAACAGCAGCUCCGGGCUCCACAAGGGUUGAGGGAACCCAGGCUGCUGCCAUCUGAAGCCCUGGACAGAGAUGGAUUCCCCUCUUGCCUUCCCAUCCCCCACACCAACUCCCCAUUUUGUGUGUGACAUUA
This is a messenger RNA of Microtus ochrogaster (prairie vole), 4128 nucleotides long. RefSeq names its product periaxin (gene Prx). NCBI's taxonomy places the organism in Eukaryota, Metazoa, Chordata, Mammalia, Rodentia, Cricetidae. The record is from RefSeq and is a predicted model, not a curated record. Gene Ontology annotation, molecular function: protein binding. The transcript is spliced from 5 exons. Gene Ontology annotation, cellular component: cytoplasm; nucleus. Gene Ontology annotation, biological process: regulation of RNA splicing; peripheral nervous system myelin maintenance. Bases 1 to 4053 code for a protein of 1350 amino acids.